Messenger RNA from Pelodiscus sinensis (Chinese soft-shelled turtle), 953 nucleotides. It is a transcript of the gene RPS2, whose product is annotated as ribosomal protein S2. The record is from RefSeq and is a predicted model, not a curated record. Gene Ontology annotation, molecular function: RNA binding; structural constituent of ribosome. Gene Ontology annotation, cellular component: ribosome; cytosolic small ribosomal subunit. NCBI's taxonomy places the organism in Eukaryota, Metazoa, Chordata, Testudines, Trionychidae. Gene Ontology annotation, biological process: translation.
AUAGGUAAUUAUCCCUCUUCUAGCAAAUGGCGGACGACGCCGGUGCUGCAGGAGGUGCAGGAGCAGGAGGUGCAGGAGCAGGAGGUGCAGGUGCAGGAGCAGCUGCAAGAGGGGGCUUCAGAGGUGGCUUUGGUAGUGGUCUCCGAGGCCGUGGUAGGGGUCGAGGGAGAGGUCGUGGAAGAGGGCGGGCCCGUGGCAAAGCUGAAGACAAAGAAUGGAUUCCUGUCACCAAACUUGGUCGCCUAGUCAAAGAUAUGAAAAUCAAGUCUCUUGAAGAGAUUUAUCUGUUUUCUCUUCCAAUCAAGGAGUCAGAAAUCAUUGACUUCUUUCUGGGAUCUUCCCUGAAGGAUGAGGUUCUGAAGAUCAUGCCUGUCCAGAAACAGACCCGUGCUGGUCAGCGUACCAGGUUCAAGGCUUUUGUUGCUAUUGGCGACUACAAUGGUCAUGUCGGCCUUGGUGUAAAAUGCUCCAAGGAAGUUGCCACUGCUAUUCGUGGAGCAAUCAUCUUGGCUAAACUGUCCAUCGUACCAGUACGACGAGGCUACUGGGGUAACAAGAUUGGCAAGCCACAUACUGUACCUUGCAAGGUUACUGGUCGUUGUGGAUCUGUUCUGGUGCGUCUGAUCCCAGCACCCCGUGGUACAGGAAUUGUAUCCGCCCCUGUUCCCAAGAAACUGCUGAUGAUGGCUGGAAUUGAUGACUGCUAUACCUCAGCCAGGGGUUGUACCGCUACACUUGGCAACUUUGCUAAAGCCACCUUUGAUGCGAUCUCUAAGACAUACAGUUAUCUGACCCCUGACCUCUGGAAGGAGACUGUAUUCACCAAGUCUCCGUAUCAGGAAUUCACUGAUCAUCUGGCUAAGACCCACACCAGAGUCUCCAUGCAGAGAACGCAGGCAGCGGCUGUGGCAACUACUUAAAUGUUUUUGUACAAAAUAAAGUGAUGAACACGA